Molecule: messenger RNA, 4110 nt
Organism: Neospora caninum
Lineage: Eukaryota; Apicomplexa; Conoidasida; Eucoccidiorida; Sarcocystidae
Product: putative helicase
Exons: 13
Coding region: 1-4110 (1369 amino acids)
Biological process (GO): nucleobase-containing compound metabolic process
Molecular function (GO): DNA helicase activity; ATP binding; hydrolase activity, acting on acid anhydrides, in phosphorus-containing anhydrides
Source: RefSeq, a predicted model, not a curated record
AUGCUGGAGAUGCCCACGGGGACGGGGAAGACUCUCGCGCUCCUCGCCAGCACUUUGACUUGGCUGGAGGCGAACGAAGAAAAGUUGAUGGCGGAACGCCUCCGGGCCGAAGACAGGCGAGAGGCGGCUCGGCACGGCGAGGCGGAAGCGGACCCAGGAGGGGCUGAAACCGCGCCGCGCCCCACGAGAAAGAAAGCGCCGCUGGCUUGGAUUCGGACUGCGUUCGAGGCCCAGCAGCGCGAGACUGCAGCGGCUGCACUGCGCGACGAAGACGCGCACCACCGCGACCGAAUGCGCCGAGCCGAGACUCUCAGGCGCGAGAUGAAGGGCGCCGAGGAGGCCCGCGGAGACAGCGCGGCCGCGACGGAGACAGCUGAGGGGUCUCUCGGUCCCUCAGGGCGGAGACAGGCGGCGCGAGCGCUUGCGACGCUCUGGCGGAGGAAGCAGGAGCGGGAACGGAAUCAAGGGAAAGAGGCUGGUCCGCGUGCCUCUCGCCGGGGCGGGGAAGACGGCGACAGCCGAGAAAUCCCGAGUGUCGAGGCAGAAGAUCCUGAGGAGUUUCUCGUCGACCUGCCGGUUUCUCUCCAGCUCGAGAAGAAAGAAACUGGAAGCGAACCUCCGCCGCUAGAGACCGCUCGCAGAUCAAUGAGUGCUCCAAGAGCACGAAAAACUCAAGUGAUAAUCAGUAGCCGCACACACUCGCAGCUGCGCCAGUACGUCGAGGAGCUUCGAAGAAUCCAACUCGCGGCUCUCGCUGCUUCCUCCUCUCCGUCCUCUCCCUUCUCUUCUUCUUUGUCUUCUUCUUUUUCUGGCUCAACAGACGGCCCGAAAGCGCGAUGCCUCGCACACGCUCAGGCAGACGCACGCGCUGUGGAAGGCGACGGAGACGACGCGAAGGCGCCGCAGCCUUUGCAACCCUUCCUGGCUCGGCUAAAAGUCGCCGUCGUCGGCGGCCGAGACCGUCUCUGCAUCAAUCCGACUGAGUGUAUGGACAUUGAGGACUUGACGAAGGUUGGCUGCUCCUCCGCAGUCAUGGCGUGCCCGUAUUUUGCCGCGAAGGAAGCCGCGAAAGAAGCCGACAUUAUUCUGAUGCCCACGAGCGCCCUCCUGGCGGAUCACCAGAGAGACGCUUUGGACGUUUCCCUCGAGGGCGCGGUUGUUGUCAUCGACGAGGCGCACCACGUGCCGCGUUUCCUCGCCGCUGCGGCUUCGUCCUCCGUCGAGGCCUCAACCGUAGGAAGAAAGAAAAGAAGGAACGAGAGACGGGGAAAUGCGUUAAAAGACGUCGUGGAAGGUGUCGGCGACUAUCUCUUGACAUACCAGGAUCGGUUGCGGCCGAACUCGACUGAAGCACUUCUCCAGGUUCUACGGUUUGCCACGCAGCUUUUCGAAGGCCUCUCUGCGUACCCACAGACCGUCGCCCAGAAGGCGGUUGCGAGUUCAAACUCCACGGCGGCAAGAACCGUCCAGACGCCGCAGGCAUCUGGACCUUUCUCCUCUUCUUCUGCCUCGUGUUCUUCGUUCGCAUCUUCAGAUUCCUUCUCUCCUCCGCAAGGCAUGGGCGGACUGGACGCACGAUUGCGGGCCGAAACGGAGACAGCUGCUGUCUCCCAGUUUCCCGCGGAAACCGGCGAGAGACGCGCAGCGAAAGCGAGGGAACAGGAUAGCAAAGAGGCGUCGUUUGGAAGGAAUGAAGAGCGCCACGCUGUUUUCUCGCCGAGUCAAUUUCUCCGGCAGUUCCAGUUGGGCGACUUUGCCCUCCACGAACUGCUUCUCGUUCUCUCUCACCCCGCCAGCCAGAUGUGCCGGAAACUCCGCGGGUUUUUGAUGCGGAAAAACAGCCGCCUGAGCACGCACGUGCGAGAACAAACCGCAGAAGCUGAAAGGCGGGCGAAAAAGCGCCCAGACGCCAAUCGGUUUUUCCGUGCGGAAGCCGAGUCAGCUGGGCAGACACCUGAGAGUCUCAGUCAAAAAACAGAGAGAGGAACCAAACGAGAAUUCACAGCAAGAGCGAGGCCGUUUCACUCCACGUGUCUGUACACUUUGCGAGCUUUCAUCGAGGCGCUUCUUCGCGCCGGACCAAAAGACAAAAUCCUGCUGCGAUUCCCUUCCCUUUCUACUCCUCUUUCGUCUUCUCUCGAAUCGCAACUUGGUAGAAGACCUGCAGGCACAUCCGAGAGAGAAGCGACGGGAGGGACAGUCGCAGAAAGCGAGGAGACGCAAAAGGCAUUUGCGUUCUCCUCCGUGCAAAUUAUCUGCCUCGACGAGGGUGAGCUGUCUUUCGACGAAAUCGCACAGGCCUCGGGUUUUGCCGCAAAUUUCGACACCUUUUGCAUUUUGAUGGGCGGUACGAUGGAGCCGCGCUUGCGGUUUGCGCCUCUCCACGCCGCCCUGCCUCCUUCUUCGAUAUUCCCAGCGUUCGCGGGCUCUCACGUCAUCGCGAAGGAAAACCUCUUGCUUCUCCCUCUCGCACGGUACCAACAGUGCACCUUCGAUUCGCGAUUUUCAGAGAGAUGGAGACAGAGGGAGCAGCAGGAGGCACUGCUACAGGUCCUCAUCGCGGGGGCCGAGGCCAUGCCUCCUGGUCACGGCCUCGUCGUCUUCUUCUCCUCCUUCUCUCAGCUGCGCGCUUUCUCUUUCUUCUUCCACAACCACGCCUCUCCAGCGAUUCGUGCGAUGUUCCAGCGCGCGUGCCCUCACAUCUUCAUCGAGCAUCAAGACGCCGGCCUGGUUGCUAUGAAGCGCAGCACCUCUUUGUCGCCUGGCAAGGCCGCUGCUUCUCUGGGGCCGUCCACGGCUCGCCCUUUUCUCUUUCCCUCCGAAAAGGAGACACCUGCCGCCGUGCCCAGCGCUGGAGACCGAGACGGCCGAACAGCGGGGACGGGGCGGCUUAACGGCGAGCAGUGGACGGAGGCGAAGAAGAGAGAACGCGAGAGAGAAAAGGCGAAGUCGGACAGAAACUCAGGACUCUGGGGAGACAGCGGAGGAGACGAUGGCCAGCUUGCCACUUGGAAAGGAGGCGUGACUUACGGUCGCAGUGGCGCGCUCUUUGAAGCGUACAAAAGGGUUUUGAUGCGGCCGGACCCAAAAACAGACAGUUUAGAGCGGCCAUCUCCCUCUUCGACUGUAGACGGCACGGGGGGAAAAACUAGCGACAGGCCCACAGGCUUGCCAAGAAACGCCCACACAACCGACACAAGUGUAAACGAGUCAUACGGAAACACGCAGGAAUGUGCAACUCAGAAGGCAGCUUUGUUUUGCGUAAUGAACGGCGCCUUCAGCGAAGGCGUGAAUUUCCACGAUAGCCUAGCCAGACUCCUAGUCCUCGUUGGGUUGCCAUUUCCCAGCGUUAAGGACCCCGAGUUUCAGCUGCGGGCUGCCUUCUUUUCGUCUGUCCUCGAACGGACGAAAAGAGGCGGAGAAUAUUUUGCCGGCGACACGCUGAAAAACACGAGAGGAGUAGCGGAAGUGGAAGGCACAGAAGAUGCAGGCAGCGGGAGUGCUGUCUUCCGGGCAUCGCAGACCAGUGCUCACAAUGGGGUGUCCGUACACCCCAAAAGCCCAGCGGACAGCCCUGUGCGAGGGCGGGAAGAAAAAUGUAGCGCAACAGUCGGGUUGGCGCCGCCCUAUGAAGCGACGAAGGUGCAGAGCGUGGAGGGUGAGACAAGGUCCGUGAAGAAUCCAGAGAGAAAGACACAUUUUCUCGCUGAACAAGAUCCCACUUGUCGUACCGGUUACGGUUUACUCCAGUGCAUGCAGACAGUCAACCAAACAAUAGGGAGAGCAAUCCGGCACAGCCAAGACUACGCUGCGGUUUUACUCGUUGACUAUCGGUACACCGAGAAUCAUAUCGAGACGCUCCUCUCUCCAUGGAUUAAAGAUGCACUUUAUGCCUCUCGGAGACACACAGAGCAAUUACCGCCUUCUGCCCGGGACUGGACAGAAGAGGAAACCUGCCGAGAAGGUUGUUUCGGAGUGGAAAAGGCGACAGACUGGGAGAGACGAGAACUGCCAGACAAGAGAGGCGCGCUGACCACGCGACUUGCAGCAUUCUUCAAACGUAUGGAGGGGAAAGAAGCAGGGAAGGGCGGUACUCGUGACUCCGCGUGA